This is a messenger RNA of Hyposmocoma kahamanoa, 2286 nucleotides long. RefSeq names its product nucleoporin GLE1-like (gene Gle1). The record is from RefSeq and is a predicted model, not a curated record. Gene Ontology annotation, cellular component: nuclear pore cytoplasmic filaments; cytoplasm; nuclear pore. Lineage: Eukaryota; Metazoa; Arthropoda; Insecta; Lepidoptera; Cosmopterigidae. Bases 214 to 2163 code for a protein of 649 amino acids. The transcript has a single exon. Gene Ontology annotation, molecular function: translation initiation factor binding; phospholipid binding; inositol hexakisphosphate binding. Gene Ontology annotation, biological process: regulation of translational termination; poly(A)+ mRNA export from nucleus; regulation of translational initiation.
CUCAUCUUUCCAAAACCUACAAAAAUUGAAUUGACUUAAGUCAUAAAAUGAUCUAUCGGCGGUAACGUUUAUGAUCUUGUGUGCUUUUAUUUGAAUCGAGUGGUAUUUCAUUUAUAACAACCAUAUUUUUUCUUUGGACGCACAUUAAUUGUAUCUGUUAAUGACGUAAAGUGAAAAAUAACUCUAAAACGCGGUAUAGUACUACUCCAAAAAAUGAACGACUCCUUCUAUUUUUCUGAUCUCAGCGAUGUAAGUGAUAUAAAGAGCAGUAGCAGAAAAGGCAAUGUGAGCAUCAGCGAUGCACUUGCAGAUUUCGAGAGGUUGCGUAUUUCAGCGCUUACUAAGGCCGCUGAAAUUAGUCCUUACGUUAAAGAAGUCACCAUCGGGCCUAACAGCCCAGUAAAAAAAGAAACUUUCAUUGAUGAUCCACGUAAUAAUAACGACAAAGAAAACAAAAAUGAAGAAAACCUGUUAGAAGACAAAAUUCGAGAUGACCUUCGACAGUCGAUGAUUAUAAAAGAAUACGAGACAAAACUACAGGAAAGCUCUGAGGAAUUGUUCAACAAUCUAGUUGAAAAGAUGAUAUCAAAUAGAGCUGAAAGCAUGAGGAAGUAUUGGAUGAAACAGAGCGAAGAGUGCGAGCGCCGAGCCCUUGAACUGAGAGCUAGGAAGCUUCAGAUGUUAAAAGAGCUACAGGAGAAUGACAAUGAGUCAGUACUGGAAAAGGCCCGACUAGAUCAACAGAAGAGUCAAAUGAUUAACCAACAGACCAUUGAGAACAUGAAUAGAAUAUUAGAAGAGCAAAACAGAGCAACAGCUCGAUUUGCAUCCAUCACAGACAGUCAAACAAAAAUUUGCAUCUGCUAUAAUGAAAUCACCACACUCCUGCAGAUAGAAGAACAUGCACAGACUGUAUGCGAAAAAUAUAUAACAUCAAUCAAUGCUGUAAUCAACAGCAUUAAUAGAAUCAUGGAUUUGUGCAAAACAGGCUCUGUUUCAGAUAAUGAUGUAAAACAAGCUGAAUUACUGUACUUAAAUAUAGAAAAUAUUAGAAAGAAAAUAGUUGAUGAACUAAAUGAAAUUCAACAGAGAGAAAAUUUAAAGAAGAAGGAAGAAGAAGAAGCAGCUAGAAGGAAAGAGAUGGAAGAAAAUGCAGCCCAGGAAGCUAAAGAUGCUGAAUUAGCUAAACAAAAACAAAAGUUAUCACAGCAAAUAGUGGGCCCACUAUUUUAUUCUGCAAAAAAUUAUUCUUACUAUCAACAACUUCAACAGUUUCUAGAAAGCUAUGAAGCUCAGUACAAGGAAUUGCUAGAAAAUGUUAAUUUGAAAAAAUUUAGAUUUGAUUGUCAGAAAGCUGUAAAUACUCCUGUAAAUGCUCUAUCCUCUCUAAGUGGAGCACAUAUAAGAGACAAGUUUGACAAAUUGUGUAAGUUACUCAGAGGAGAAAGAGUCCAAGUGCUGGAUAUUUAUGUAGCUGCUACACAACAUCCACAGGGCUUAGCAUAUUGUACUGCAUUGCUAGCCAAGAAGAUAGUAAGACAAGGAGAUCUUCUUGUAUCGAGUAACCCAGAAUCUGCAUUCCCACUAGCAUCAGUAACUGUAGCUCUGUGGUCCCAAUUCCCUGAAUUUGGCAAAUUAUUAGAAGCUUACUUUCAUAGACAAUGUCCUUACCUUGUACCAAUGUUUCUGCCUCAGAAGGAAGGCCAAACAGACAAGGAGUUCUAUCUAUCCAGAGGCUACACAUACAAUGACGAAGGGGUAGUAGAAAAACAAGAUAAAUUUCUAAAAAGGAUGUCAGGAAUUUUCAGACUACGUUGUGCCAUCUGGAUAGCUAAAACACCACGAUUUCUAAACACUGGUAACCCUCAUGGUCCAAGAUAUGGUUGGCAGUGGCUUGCCUCAUUUAUAAAUUUAAAACCAGAGCCAGACAUCAGUGCUACAUUACUCCAUGACUUCUUCCAUGUCUGUGGUUCAGAAUUUUUCAAGUGCUAUGGAAGACAAUUCACAAAGAUAAUAAAACUAAUAAGCACAGAUUACUUGUCUAUUCUACAAAAUAUUGAUGAAGGGGGCCCAAAGACACGACUGGAAGUGUUUCUGCAAAAUGUUCUAAAUACUGGUCACAUACCACCACCAACAGGGAUCCUACCUCCCAACACUUGGUGACAUUCUACUGAUGAUGCUUUAUAUUUUGAUAUUAUUUAUAGAUGUAAUUAUUAAGUAAUUGAAUUAAGAAAAAUAAUGUUACUUUUAUCCUAAUGUUAAGUAUACAGUGGAUUAUAGAAUGCU